Molecule: messenger RNA, 1755 nt
Organism: Letharia columbiana
Lineage: Eukaryota; Fungi; Ascomycota; Lecanoromycetes; Lecanorales; Parmeliaceae
Exons: 8
Coding region: 1-1755 (584 amino acids)
Biological process (GO): transmembrane transport
Cellular component (GO): membrane
Molecular function (GO): transmembrane transporter activity
Source: RefSeq, a predicted model, not a curated record
AUGCCGUCAAUCGGUGAAGAGAAAGGCUCCACCAAGUCCAUUCGCUCAAGUUCUCCAUCAAGCCAUUUGACAGAGCGGCCUGUCUCCGUGCAUGACCAUGAAGAUCAAGAGAAGGUCGUGGCAUUAGGGUCCUUGCCAUUGUCUCCGAGACCCAGCUUUUCCAACAAGGCUGCCUCGAUAGCCACUAAUGGCACGAACAACCCAGAUUAUGAGGUAGAUUGGGAUGAUGAAAUUGAUCCCAAGAAUCCAAGGAACUGGUCAAUUUGGUACAAGGGUUUCACUAUAUUCUCGAUCUCAUGGUCCACAUGGUGCAUCGUUGUGUAUUCCACAUCCUACACUACAGGCUUGGCAGAGAUGCAACACGAUUUCCACAUUUCUUCUGAGCCUGUUGUAACCUUAGGAGUGACUUCCUACCUGAUUGGCAUUGCUGUAGGGUCUAUGAUCCUCGCACCGAUUUCCGAAAUGUAUGGACGUCGACCAGUAUAUAUAGCUAGCAUGCUACUUUUCACCAUACUAAUCAUACCAUGCGGACUCGCGACCUCUUUGCCAGAAGUCAUCAUUGUACGUUUCUUUGGGGCCGUGGCGGGGUCUGCCAUGAUCGCCAACAGCCCGGGUACCGUUAGUGACAUCGUGAACGAUGACUAUCGAGCAUUGGCUUUUUCAAUCUGGUCAAUAGGUCCACUCAACGGACCAACCUUUGGUCCUAUAAUUGGAGGGUUUUCUACGCAGUAUCUUGGCUGGAGAUGGACCAAUUGGAUUGUUAUGAUCAUUUCUGGAGUUGCCUUCAUCUUCAUGUGUAUGCUGAAGGAGACUUACGCGCCGGCCCUACUACAGAAGAAGGCUAAGCUUCGCCGAAAGGAGCAGGAUGAUGACCGGUACUGGUCUCGCUAUGAUAACAAGAUCAAGUUUUGGCCGCUCUUGAAAGUCAACCUCAGCCGGCCAUUUAUUAUGGUGUUUACAGAGCCUAUCUGGUCCGCCUCCCGUCAAUGCUUCACAUUUGAGGGACUGAAUCUGACAGAUCCGCAGCAUAUUUUGGGAUGUAUACAUAGCGAUCAUCUACGGCAUUCUAUACCUCUGCUUCGUCGCCUAUCCUAUCGUUUUCACUGGUGUCCGCGGAUGGUCCGCUGGUAUAUCCGGGCUUGCGUUUACCGGCCUGGCUGGUGUUUUCUAGUCAUUGGUACAGAGCCACUGCUUCGAAGAAUGAUCAACUCUCACAAGAAAGACCCUGAGACUGGCAAAGUACCGCCUGAAGCCAUGGUCAGUGUCGUCUGUAUCGCUGCUGUUUUGGUUCCUGUCGGAGAAUUGUGGUUUGCUUGGACCUGCGUGCCUCCGGUACAUUGGAUCUGGCCUAUCUUGGCAGGUAUACCUUUCGGCGCAGGAAAUACCGCAGUCUUCAUAUACGCAUCGAAUUACCUUGCUCAUAGUUAUGGCAUCUACGCCGCCUCAGCGAUGGCUGGGAACUCGGUCAUUCGAUCUCUCCUAGGUGGCACGUUACCGCUCGCGGGACCAGCAUUGUACGCGAAACUGAAUCCCCAUUGGGCCGGAACUUUGUUGGGCCUGAUCCAGGUAGCCAUUAUACCCAUCCCUGUAUAUUUCUACAGGUACGGACAUAAGAUUAGGAUGAAGAGUGCUCUCAUUCAGAGUAUGCAGCAGGACAAAGAAAAGUUGGAGAGCAAGCGAAGGAGUGGCGUCCGCGCUGCCAAAUUAGAGAAAGUGGAGGAUGAUAUCGCGAAGGUUUAUUCGAAAACCGUAUAA